UCAUGAAUUAAAAUCUUUAUUAUUCGCCUAAAAUAAGAAAAAGAAGAGCCGGUAUUUCUACCAACCACCUGUAGAAACUCGUGAGAGUUUAUUUCGUGUAAUACUUCCUCUCCAAUUCUUCUAUUUAUUUGCCACCAUACUUACCGUAAAUACUCUGCUUAGUUCACUCUCUUUACACUUUCUUUAACCUCUAUUUUUGCCGGAAAUAAUGGCGACGAGGUCGUUCGUUGAGGUUUCGCCGGAAUCUCACUUCCCAAUCCAGAAUCUUCCAUACGGCGUUUUCAGACCCGAACCCGGUUCAGUUCCUAGACCGGGAGUUGCCAUCGGUGACUUUGUUCUUGACCUCUCUCAAAUUUCUUCUGCUGGUUUAUUCUCUGGUCCGAUUCUUAACGGUUCCGAUUGUUUCAAUCAGCCUACACUCAAUAAAUUUAUGGCAAUGGGAAGGCUUGCAUGGAAGGAAGCUCGUGCCACCAUUCAGAAGCUGCUAUCAGAAAAUGAGCCAACAUUGCGUGAAGAUGCCAGUCUGAGACAGAAAGCACUUAUUCCCAUGAGCAAGGUGGAGAUGCUUGUUCCUAUGACUAUUGGAGACUAUACUGACUUCUUUUCAUCCAUGCAUCAUGCAAGGAAUUGUGGGCUCAUAUUUCGUGGCCCUGAGAAUGCAAUUAAUCUUAAUUGGUACUAUGUUCCUAUUGCAUACCACGGGCGUGCAUCUUCCAUUGUCAUCUCUGGAACUAAUAUAGUGAGACCAAGGGGUCAGGGACAUCCAGCGGCCAAUUCUCCUCCUUACUUCGGGCCUUCAAGGAAGUUAGAUUUUGAGCUUGAAAUGGCUGCUGUAGUUGGUCCAGGAAAUGAAUUGGGGAAGCCUAUUGAUGUUGAUAAUGCUGCUGAACAUAUAUUUGGGCUUGUUCUGAUGAAUGACUGGAGUGCUAGAGAUAUUCAAGGUUGGGAAUAUGUGCCACUUGGGCCUUUCUUGGGGAAGAGUUUUGGUACAACAAUAUCGCCAUGGAUUGUGACCCUAGAUGCUUUGGCACCUUUUGCUUGUGAAGCACCAAAGCAGGACCCUCCUCCAUUGCCAUAUUUAGCUGAGAAGACAUCUGAAAACUAUGAUAUACAGUUGGAAGUUCAACUCAAGCCUGCCGGGGAGGAUCCAUGUGUAGUGACAAAGAGCAAUUUUAAGCAUUUGUACUGGACAGUGACUCAACAGCUUGCUCAUCAUACAAUUAAUGGUUGCAAUUUAAGGCCUGGCGAUCUCCUUGGAACGGGGACCAUUAGUGGUCCGGAACCUGAUUCUCUUGGAUGUUUGUUGGAGAGAACGUGGAAUGGACAAAAGCCAAUUUCUUUGAAUGGAAAAUCUAGGACAUUCUUAGAAGAUGGAGAUGAGGUUAUCUUUACUGGUGUUUGUAAGGGAAAUGGUUACAAUGUUGGAUUUGGAACAUGUUCAGGAAAGAUUUUGCCUUCCCCCUUGUAAGGUACUCGGUUGUAUUCUGUAUUAGUGAUAGUAUCACUGAAAAUCAAUAACAAUUGUGUUUGAAACUUCAGCCCUGCGCUCGACACUGAUCAGCAGUUGUUUCUUAGCUGAUUACACAGUUAGAUGUCAAAAUCUGUUUGUACAAUAUGUUUACAUCCGUGUAUAUCUAGUGUUCUCAAACUCUAAAUUGCAAUUCUCGUCCUAGUGUAUAAUGACUAUUGUGAAAUGCAACUCAAAAUUAACUUCUAUAAAUUAUAGUUGAUGUAAACUUA
This is a messenger RNA of Amaranthus tricolor (Joseph's coat), 1740 nucleotides long. RefSeq names its product fumarylacetoacetase. The record is from RefSeq and is a predicted model, not a curated record. The coding region runs from base 209 to 1468 and encodes 419 amino acids. Gene Ontology annotation, molecular function: fumarylacetoacetase activity. The transcript has 14 exons. Lineage: Eukaryota; Viridiplantae; Streptophyta; Magnoliopsida; Caryophyllales; Amaranthaceae. Gene Ontology annotation, biological process: homogentisate catabolic process; L-phenylalanine catabolic process; L-tyrosine catabolic process.